AUGACAUUUCAGCGACCACCUCAAGUUCAAAUCUGUCUAGCAACCAACCAUCAAAGCUACGGCAUUAGAGACACAAUACAAGGCGAGGUGCUUUUGACCCCCCAAAAAAGAAUAUUACCCGAACAACUGAAUGUAUCAUUUGAAGGUAGAGCCGAGAUAGAAGUUGACAAAAACGGAACUAACAUUCCGCUCCCACCGUCCAUCGCGUCAAGCACAUUUCUCCAAAUGAAGCAGCCACUAGGGGCCAAUACAUCUGGCAUAUUUAACUCCUUUGAGGCCGGAACGCAAUAUCGCAUACCAUUCGAGUUCGUGGUCCCUGCCGAGUUACCGCAUCAUAUCUGUCACCACCAUCGCCAUCAUGAGCAGGUUUACUGGGAGCAUACUCAGCUCCCCCCUAGUAUUGGCUCUCCCUUUGAUCUAGAUGACGGGAAAGAAAUGUGUCAUGACAUGACUCCUACGAUACUGUCCAUCACGUACCGUAAACACGUUAGGAUCCAUUCCAGCAAGACGCAAAAGAAUAGAGGUCCGACGAUUGUGGGAGAGUGGUCAUACCCAAUACACAUCAAGCCUCGGCGGAAAGAAAGGCCUCCGAUCUGGGUUCCUGAUGGUAGCAAUUUCUACUGUAUGCGCCAGGACAGACAGAUUGCCAAGGGACUCCGUCGACGACAGGUAGGGCUUCUGUCUGCAUGGGCGGAACAACCACCAGCUAUACGAGCUCAGACAAAUCCAACCAGCUUUGUUAGACUCAGAUUGCAGUACAUAGCCGCCGGACAAGACCCAUUGCCGGAGAUCUCGGAUCUGGAUCUUAAACUCAAGGCUGUUACGACAUAUGGAACGGAAACCUGGCCAGACUUUCCAGACCUGACCGACCCAUCUUCUUGGAUCUCAAGCCAGGACUACUGCUCAGAUACCAUACCUCUGCACAGCUCACUUGAAAGUCAUAUGGAAUGGCGAAAGCACGCUGACUCGAUUCAAGAGGAACUCCAAAAGUCUCGAGGAAGCUCUCUUUUAGACAUUCUUGCCAAGGCUAUUCCUAACACUCCCUUGGAUGAUGCCUCCAAGCGAGCCAACGUCAUUGAUAGAGCAUUGCAUAUACUUGCCCGUAUCCAUAGCGCCUUUGUCGCUCCUAUAAACGAUGCCAAGGAGCCCGUCCAGAGCGCGGAGGAUGCUGCUCGCGAAGAUGCAAAGCGACGCCGCCUGCUUCAUGCCCUCCUGGACUUGAUUGCAAUAGAGGGAGUGUACCCGUCGCUCUCAUCAGGAGUGGGCAUUCCCCUGCAGCAGCGAGUGAUAUCUAUACUGCCCGCUGGAGUUAUUGCUCAAGAUCAAAAGACCACAAAGAACUCGUGUGAAAAUGAGCCACUUUUGGAUCGUAUAAUGUCGACUCUGUCAGAUAUUGUUCUUGAUGAACGGCCUAGCAUACAACCGGUGAUCCGUGGUCGAAUCUUGAGUGAUAUUAUAAGCGGAGUUGCAGAAUUAGCUUUCAACUCACAAUCUCUGGAAAAUGAUAGGAAAGAAUGGUAUCGGAACGUGUUUACGGAUGUCAUUAAGGACACUCCGAGCUCGGUUCUGUUGUCAACUCUGUCGAACUUUCUGCAAGCCAACCCGGCAACAUGGUUCAAAGAUACCAUCUCCAGCCAACUAUCCCGAGUUCCUUUGCGUAACAAGGGGUUGGUUCAAACGAUAUUUUUCUUGGCAACGCAAUUCAGCCCCUCUAUGGGACAAGAAGCACAGGCCGCGGCCUCUAAUGGCCCUCAUUUUACCGUACAAGCGAUCAUGCAGACUUCACGCUUGUUGUCUUCGGUACCACAGGGAAUGGACCCUGUCGAAUACUUCUCUAUAAUUGCUCCACAGUUAUUGGCUCUGAUUGAUGGCGAUGACCCGGACUUGAGGAAAACCGCUGCCUAUACGGUUGGCAACGGAAUCCUUGGAAAGCGCCCACAUGGCGCCCCUGGAACGAUCGGCCACUCGAUAUUCUUGGAACCCAUAUUCAAAACACUCACGGCAGGUUUAGAUGGUCCCUCCAUGACUUGGAUGAGCCAACCGAGCGACACCGACGAGACUCUACCACAGCAUGUGCUUGUUCGCGAAUCUAUGUUGUGUCGGGCGGUCGAUAGACUGGGAAGUCUGGUCCUUCAGCCUCCAAACCCAGCGCUUGUCAAGAGAGUUGUUUAUCCAAUUCUUGUGCCCCUCUGGGGUCUAGCUUGCUUUGCUCUGGAACAUCAACACACAAUACUACAUGAGAAUGUCAUGACGAUAUUACGGACAUACUUUGGUAUUUCGGUGGGAAUGCAGCCACUUAAAAAGCUGGCAGACCACUUGCUGUGGGACGGAGGCUCAUCGUGGACCUACAGCGUUGAACCAGAGAACGGACUGUCACUGACGAGGCGAAAAGCCGAAGACCGGAAUCAAUUUAAUGUUGUGCGACUGUUGGAUACUUUGCAGUCUCGCGCCAAACUAUUUGUGGGUUUGUUAGGAACAGACCCCAGCAGCGAAGAGUGUACUGGUGAUAUUUUCCUCUACGUGAGCGAAAAUUGGCUGGUGAGGCCUUCCUCUGAUAAAGCAAUGCCGGAUAAAUUACAACUAUCCCAAGACAACGAUGGUUCCACCGACAUCAUGCGGAAACUAGUCAGCGCGAAACUUGCAGAAGCGCUUUUGGAGAACUUCAAAGACGUUCUUUCCCGUCGUCCUCUCAGAGUCCUUGAGCUAGUCAAGCAGAUCAUAGACGGUGAACUUAACAGUGCCAGUGUCCUGAAGAAGAAGACUAAGGCGCAAAGUUCUCUGAAAGUGUCUCUUUCUUCCCUGGCCAAUAUCGUUGAUACUGAAGACACUGAACGCGAAGAGUCCGCGAAUGAGGCAGAUUCAGCUGAAUCAUUACCCCCUGUAUUCAGUCUGUUAUCGACUGUCCUCGCCUCACCCGAGUUUUCCGCAUCGCAAGAAACUAUCCCAGUUCUAGAAGCCAUCAAAGGAAGACUGGACGAGCUCAUCACAUACCUCCCCGCAUCACUCGCAAAACAGGGAACAACCUCCUCCAUGUUGUUAGAAAUCCACAUAGCAUCGCCUGCGGAAGGAGGCCAAGAGAAGUCGUCUUCCAAGAUUUCUGAUUUCGAUACUCAUCGCCGAGCCCUCACGAACCUUAACUCCGAUCUUCCUCCGGUACAGGCCGAAGGGUUUUCCUUGCUUUCUGACCUGAUCAAAAAAGCAUCGCCUGUUCUUGACAUCCAAUCCACACUCACUCUACUACUUUCUAUCAUAACAGACCCGUCUGAAACCUCCUCCAAUGACGAGUUCAUCUAUCUCAACGCCAUCAAGCUCGUUGGCACUCUCGCUUCGCGCCAUCCACGCACUGUGACCAAAACGCUCGUUGAGCGUUAUGCCGACCGAACCGAGACCGCCACUCUCGACCAAAGACUGAAGAUCGGCGAAUCUCUCAUGCGCACCGUCCAGGAUCUCGGCGAAGCCCUAACCGGAGGCACCGCGAAGGUUCUCGGCGACGGCAUGAUCGCCGUUGCCGGAAGGCGAGCACACAAGCCGCAAGCACAGAAGUCUCGCAAACAACAACUCGAGAAAGAAAGACUACAGAAAGAACGCGAAGAGCGCAAAAACCGGGAACCGCCUGUGCCGGAAGGCUGGACAUUCUCUACCGCCUCUCUAACCUCCAAAGAACAAGAGGAGGCUAAGGCCGCACUCCACGACGAGGACUCCGAUACCGAGUCCCCCGAACAAGCCGCCAACUCAGCAAAUAUUAUCUCAGCCUGGGCCGCUGGAGCUUCUUCGGACGAAGAACCAGACGACCUACGAGUUCGAGCCUCGGCGCUUUCCGUCCUCGCAACAGCCGUGCAGACCAACAUCGUCGGCCUCGGUCCCUCUGUCGUCGCGUCAGCCGUCGACAUGGCGCUCUCAACCCUGAUGUUAGAACCAGACCCGGAGUCUGCCAUUCUGCGACGCGCCAGCGCUAUUCUCCUUCUCGACAUCCUCAAGGCCAUGGAGGCGUCUCGGGAGCGAGGCGGCAAGAACGCCAUCGGGUUUGGCUUCUCGCUUUCUGAUGACGGGACAGGGAAUUCCUGGAAUGCGGAAAAUCCUACGACGGUCGGGAACAUACCGCAUAUGCUGCGCAGCUUGGUGUUCGUCGAAAGCCGCGAGACGGAUACGAUUGUGCGGGGGCAUGUUCGUGUGUUGAAUGAGAGCUUGGAGGCUUGGUUGGAGAAGGCGCUGCUGUGGGGAAUCGGGGUUCAUGAGGGGGAUGAUGCUGGUGAACCUCGAUUCGAAUUGGGUGAUCGGAUCGCUGGUCUGCAGGUUGAUCCGUUAGCAGGAAGGGGUGUUGGCGGACGUCCAAGGAUUGAAGAAAUUGAGUGA
This is a messenger RNA of Aspergillus affinis, 4353 nucleotides long. RefSeq names its product protein required for cell viability. The transcript is spliced from 4 exons. Gene Ontology annotation, biological process: protein secretion. Lineage: Eukaryota; Fungi; Ascomycota; Eurotiomycetes; Eurotiales; Aspergillaceae. The coding region runs from base 1 to 4353 and encodes 1450 amino acids. The record is from RefSeq and is a predicted model, not a curated record.